UAUUACAGAAGCGAAACCUCAGCGCGGCGCCGCACAAAGGCUGCUCACGUGCGGCGCACGCCGCCGGGACCCGCCGCAACUUGGCUGGGGUUCGCUCCGGCCGAGCACCGAGGGGACGGCACGCGGGAGGUGGGGGGGACGGCCGGGGAUCGCUACGACACGCCGGCAGAGCGCCGUACUGGGAGCGGCGUGUCCGGGGAGGUCCCGCAGGAGGAGUUCCCUUUCCGUCAGGACGGCAGACAAGCGAGCUGCCCGGCUGGCUCCUGAGGGAAAGAGCUCCGAACUGCGGCUUGCCUCUCCUUUAGAGCGAAAGGGAGUUUUAUUCUUUUGCUUUCAGUUCGCAGAACUAGCGGCGCGGAGCGCGCUGAGCGGAUUCCGGCACCGGGGUACAACGCUUGUCACGCUGCCUUUUCCGUCGCUCCCUCCCCACGCUUGCACCAAGUUGGGACGGGCGGCCCAACAGAAACACUUCCCGACCCCCGCGCGGCUCGGCUCCCCUCUCCCAGACGUGCCCCACGGUGACUUUUAGGAGGCAAAGAAAAUGAGGGCUUUCCCGGCAGCCAAGCGGAGCAGGCAGCGCCGUUCUGCGCCGCGCAGCCGGACAGCGGCACGUGCCCGCGGCCGUCACACGAGCGGGGUCCCUUUGAACCCCGCACCCGGUGCGCGGACUGCCCGCUCGGGGUUGAUUCGUAGCACCUUGCGCGGAAGUGAACGUUUCGCACGGAAGGGGCGGAGCUCCGCCCCGGGCAGCGGCUGCUCGGCGGCGGCUAAUAACAACACGGAGCGGAGCGGCAACUUCGCCCCGUUCUUCCGGCCGCACCGCGCUGGUCGUUCAGCUCGCCUCCUUUCCGCUUUCGCUUUAUUUUUAGUAGAACGAUAAUGUCUCUGCAAAGAGCAGGGCGGGCCGAGCCGGGCCACCCCGCCGGCAGCCCUGAGCUGAGGUAGAGCGCGGCACGCCGGCAGCCAGCCGAGCCCCGGCUGCGGGAGGAAGGAAGGGAGGGAGGGGCGGCCUCGCCGCGGCGCCGCGGGCGGGCGGGCAUGAUCUGGAGGCGGGCGCCGCGCUGCUGGUGGCGGCGGGCGGCCCCGGGCCCCGCCUGCUCGGCGGCGGGCGGCAGGCGGCCCAUCCUGGACAUGUCGUACUCCCGGCACUUCCUGGACUUCCAGGGCUCGUCCAUCCCCAGCGCCAUGAAGAAGCUGGUGGUGACGGCGCUCAGCCCCGACUUCCGCCGGGCGGUCACCCUGCGGCGGGACGCGCCCGUGCCGCUGCCCGGCGACGGGGAGCUCCUCGUCCGGAACAGAUUUGUCGGCAUUAAUGCAUCUGACAUAAACUACUCAGCUGGUCGAUAUGACACGUCAGUUAAGCCCCCGUUUGAUGUAGGUUUUGAAGGUGUUGGUGACGUGGUAGCGUUAGGACUCAGUGCCAGUGCCCAUUACUCAGUGGGCCAAGCCGUGGCCUACGUUAAGGCGGGCUCCUUUGCCGAAUACACAGUUGUGCCUGCCAAAGAAGCAGUUCCUCUGCCCUCUGUGAAACCCGAGUUUCUGACUUUGAUGGUAAGUGGCGCUACCGCAUACAUCAGCCUGGAGAAUUUGGGAGGGCUGUCUGAAGGCAAGAAGGUCCUGGUGACAGCAGCGGCUGGAGGGACGGGCCAGUUUGCUGUGCAGCUCGCAAAGAAGGCCAAGUGCCAUGUCAUUGGAACCUGCUCCAGUGAUGAAAAGAGUGGCUUUCUGAAAUCCAUUGGCUGCGACCGUGUCAUCAACUAUAAAACCGAAAACGUUGAAUCUGUUCUUAGGAAGGACUACCCAGAAGGUGUGGAUGUAGUGUACGAGUCUGUUGGUGGGAAGAUGUUUGACUUGGCCGUUAACUCCUUGGCUACCAAGGGGCGCCUGAUAGUUAUUGGGUUUAUCGCUGGCUACCAAAGCCCUACUGGCAUCCAGCCUAUUAAAGCAGAGUUCUUGCCAGCAAAACUGUUGAAGAAGUCUGCCAGCGUCCAGGGUUUCUUCUUGAACCAUUACUUUUCUGAGUACAAAAUGGCUCUGCAGCACUUGCUUAAGAUGUAUGAAAAAGGAGAACUGGUUUGUGAGGUGGACCUUGGAGACAUGUCUCCAGAGGGCAAGUUCAUUGGCUUGGAGUCUGUAUUUCGUGCUGUAGAUUACAUGUACAUGGGAAAAAACAUUGGAAAAAUUGUAGUUGAAUUACCUCACUCUGUCAACAGUAAGCUGUAAAAACAGAACAAUGAUAUAAAUCAGAAGAGAGAAAAUGGGCACUUUAUGCUUCAGAAUUACUAGAAACAAAUUCUUUUUCUUUUUAACUUAGUAAUGGAUAUUAAAUUUAAAAACAGCAUUAAGGUGUUAAUUAAAAAAAAGUUGAUUCUUUUUUUCCUUCUUUUCUUGAAAGUGCUUUAAUCCAUGGCUGAAGCAUGGACUUAAUGGGCCUGUGUUUCAUGCUGUCGCUUAGGCUAGCGUGAGACAGGAACAUUGUUCUUGACAGAGUAAGUCUUGAUGCAGAGGCAGAUUCGGUCUGUAGACUAGUUUGAUAAAACUUUAUAUAUAGUUCAACUCAGAUUUUUUUUUUUCUUUCAGCAAUUUUGACUCCCUGAUUUAAAAAUAAAAUUGAUAGAACAAGACUAAGUAAAAAGCAUUGCAUCUCGGGGUUGUUUUAUUAAUCUCCUGAACUUUUAGGGAGAAAAAAAAAAAACAACAAAAAAACUAUAGUCUUGAUUUUUUUUUUUUUUUUCCACUAAACGCAAUAAUUAUAAUUUUGCAUCGUGGAUCAUAGUAAUGUUCCUUGACUGUUUACUCAGGGAAAUUUUAAAUUCUAACAUGACAGUAACAGUAUGAAAACUAACGUGACUGUUUUUUAAUUGCUAUCCAUAACCCUAAACAAAUGUGGGUUUUUCUUUCUAAAUCUUUACAAACUGACAUUAUUUUCUUGCCUUUUUGUCUGCUACUGUUAGUGCUUACUGCCCUGUAUCUCCUUUAAUCAGCAUUACAGGAUUAUUGGAGGGGAAUUUUGAGCCGUGUUCACAUAUGAUCAGAUCCUGUAUAUUUUUUUUUAAGAUUUAAUAAAAUAAAAAAAGCUGUUUAAGUGUUUGUGCAUUUCUUUAUAUUGAUACGGUUCUUGGUGAGUAGCUCCUUUGAAGAUGAUUUCUACAUUGCAGAGUUAUUUGACCGAUGAUUCUUGCUGUGACUUCCCAUAAUCAGGCUGCUACUUCUCCUGUUACUGAAUAUUGCUUCUGCAGAAGCCCUUGUAGAGACAACGAGACCAUUUUAAAUCUGCAGUCACGUUACCUGCCACAAAUAGCAUUGCUCAGGAAUAGAUGAUCUAGUGGGUGCAGAUAAAAGGUUUGGUAAAGUUUUGAAAAUACUUCAUCACUUAAUAGAAAUCAUUAAUGGUACAUAGAGGGGGAAUUCCAUCUAGAAGCAUAAUAUUUUUCAGAAUAAUAAAAUACUUUAAACUAUGCUUGCUCUAGAUUUCAACCCCCCCAACACACACACGGCAAAUGUUUAAGAUCUUAAACGUCAUUUCUGCAACAUCUUUUGAAAUAAUAUAUACAUUUAUAUACAGUUGGAGAGAUGGAAAUUUCAUAAGAUCAUACGCAUAAUAAUAAGCUUAAUGAUAGACUGAUAAUGUUUAGGGGUUGGGGGAAAAAAGCCAGAGUAAAUUUAAUUCAGGACUGACUUUACAUGACAGAUUUUUCAGGCAGUGCUGGAAAAGCUUGAAUUUUACUCAGGCAGUAGAGAAAAUUAUUUUAAAAUUUGAUUUAUUGCAUUCUUAUCUGUGCAUUUUUGUGCAUAUGCCAUUAGCAUCCUAAAGCACAGUGUUCAACAAAGCACUGUUCCUUUUUCAUGUCUGAAUAGGCCCUCUUGGAGGAUUUUUGGGAAGGUUAAAAUGAUUUGAGUAUUUCUUUUUUGUUUGUUUUUUUUUUAAACCCAACCAUUUUUGUUAUGACUGAGAUCUCCUGUUAGAAAUCAUUGUCCUCUUUCCUCUAUAGCAUAACAAACAAAGUGGCGUUUAGAUAUUUUGCAUAACGAAAGGAUAUUUUUGG
Phasianus colchicus (ring-necked pheasant) is the source of this 4046-nucleotide messenger RNA. RefSeq names its product prostaglandin reductase 3 (gene PTGR3). The record is from RefSeq and is a predicted model, not a curated record. Gene Ontology annotation, cellular component: mitochondrion. Gene Ontology annotation, molecular function: zinc ion binding; 15-oxoprostaglandin 13-reductase [NAD(P)+] activity. Lineage: Eukaryota; Metazoa; Chordata; Aves; Galliformes; Phasianidae.